AUGAGCGACUCCCUGGACGUCUCAGAAAAACCGUCUAGCAACGGUUCUAAGCCUGAGUCUCCAACUCCAGAUAUUAAGCAUAACGGCAUUAACGAGCACCACCUGCCUCAUGGGUCGCCUGAUUCUCGUUCUCUGCACGAGAUCCACGGGUCUCUUUCUCGCCAGUUCGAGUCGAUGGCUCCACGACGCGUGAAGGUGUAUCUUCUUCAAGGAGAGGACUGGCUAGAUAACGGUACGGGCUACUGUAAGGGAGAAAUCGAUGGCAUCACGAAGAAACCGUAUUUCAUUGUACGGAACGAGCUAGACUCCCAGGAGAUCAUUCUUAAGCUGUACUUGGAGGGAUCUAUCCAGUACCAGAGACAGCAAGAAACGCUUAUAGUUUGGACUGAUUUGGCCGGCAAGGACUUGGCGCUUUCGUUCCAGGAGAACGACGGGUGUGCCGAUUUGUGUGAUUUUAUUAUUCGUGUUCAGCAGGAGAGUCUCAGCCCGAUGAUCUCGCUAUAUUAUGUGCUUUCGACGCUUUACGACUCUCAGGGAGACGGGCCUCGCGAGAUCACCGAGUUGAUCACUGGCCCAAUCUCGUAUCCCCCUGAAGAACCUUCUUUGGAUGCGUUGGACGAGAUUCUGGAUAUCAUCAACCAGGGUGCCAACUCUCAGUACACGCGGGCGUGUAUUCUGAAGUAUAUCUUGGAAACAAACUACAUCCAUAAGCUUUACCUGCUACAAGCCGGCGCAGAGAAGAACCACGAUAUUUCCAGCCUUCACGUGUUGAGCGAUAUUGCAAAAUGCAUCCUUCUAUAUAACAGUCAUGCCCUCAUGGAAGAGCUUCUAUCGUCGGAAGUUUCGAUUCUUGAUCUCGUUGGCCUUCUUGAAUACGACCGUGACUUUCCCACAUUCAAGGCCUGUCACAGAGAUUAUCUACUUGAUGAGUCGAAAUUCAGAUCAAUCAUUGACGUCCCUACGCCGGCUGACCAGGCUUCAGAUAUGAGCAUUUUUCGCAAAGACUUCAUUCUUUCAUAUUUGAAGAACGUUGUGCUUGCUCGCUGGAUGGAUGAGUCUACCAUGAACACGCUUUCCUCCAUGAUCUACACUAAUCAGAUGGAUAUCAUCACUUAUCUUUCAAAGCCGGAUGACAACGACAAUUUCUUGGGCAGACUCUUACUACUUUACGACAGAGACAUUUCAGACGUUGAGAAUCUCAAGAAAUGCCGCGAUGCUGUAAGGAUGCUUCAUCAAUAUGUCUCUGUCACAAAGGGCCAACCUUCAGCACAGAAAUCCGAAUUUUUUACGGCACUCAUUAAAGCCGGCUUAAUCAAAUUGAUUAAAUUCGCAUUGGAAGGCCUGGACAGCUCUAUCCGAAUUAUCGGCACAGAAAUGCUCGUUACCGUGAUCGAACAAGAUGUGUCACUUGUUCAUUGUACGCACUAUGACGACAACAAUCAGGUCGAUGAGCUUGAGCCUCCAGUGAACAACCCACCACAUCCCGAACUUAAGCUUUACAAUGAUACAUCUUUCACAUUGGUCUUGUGCAAUUUGCUUCUAACAGACAAGAACCCAGGGCUUAAAAUGCAAGCAUAUGAAGCUCUAAAGACGCUCCUCACUUGUACUACUACCAACGAUAAUAACCAAGCAGACGACGGAUUCAUGCAACCAGUUACUGCCAAGUCGAACAGGCCUGAUCUGGAAAUUGCUGAGAUAAACUAUAAGUUCUUUCGAUCAUUCUAUCAACGCGUUGCGAGCGUAUUAUUCCAGGACUUCAUUUAUCUUUCGGGUGACAAUCCAGGCUGUGAGAUGGCUAACAACGCAAAAAACAGGGUGAUUCUGGAACCAAUGCUUUUCCAGCACCUUUGUGAUUUGAUCGCGUUUUGCUUCCAAGAACAUGAUCUCGGGCUCUGUCGAGAAUUUUUCAUCCAGAACCAUGUGCUUACAGGCGUCAUGAGGCUCUUAAGCCUCGACACAAAGAUAACUCUCAAAUUAGCGGCGCUCAGAUGCUUCAAGACAUUAAUAUUCCUCAACGACGACGCAUUGACUCGGUACAUUAUAGAUAGGAGCCUAAUGGGCACCUUUGUCGACUACUUUGACACUGUGAUCGAGAGCAACACGCUUGCCAACUCCCUGUGCAUUGAUCUUCUCGAGAUAUUGCUUCGAAGAGGACACGAGAAGAACUUCAAGGCAUUGGCGAUCAACGUUUACAAUAAUCACAAAAACUUCAUUGAACGAGUCAACUACGUCUCGACAGGCUCAGAAUUUAUUCAGAUGGUGGAGAAUGCGCUUAACCAAAGUGCUGAUCCCACGGCCACUAGCAUUGACGAUAAUGACCAGCACUACAAGGAUAACGUUCUGUCGCCAAUAGAGGGGGGAAAUAAGGAGGGGCAGGACGGUCCUCAGGCGCAAGAGUUAUCGCCGCUAGAGCCCAUAAAGUUUGCCAGCCAUAAACGAAGUAUUGUUCCCGAGGAUGCAAACGAAAAUGGCAAUGGAAACGGUAAUGGCAACAUUGGCUGCAACGGUAAUGGCGCGACGAAGAAGCCGAAGGUUACUGAUUACCUAAGCGGAAUUAAGAAAGAUGGGGAACUUAAGACUUAG
Molecule: messenger RNA, 2583 nt
Organism: Candidozyma haemuli
Lineage: Eukaryota; Fungi; Ascomycota; Pichiomycetes; Serinales; Metschnikowiaceae
Gene: PSY2
Product: Psy2p
Exons: 2
Coding region: 1-2583 (860 amino acids)
Biological process (GO): DNA damage response; protein dephosphorylation
Cellular component (GO): nucleoplasm; protein phosphatase 4 complex
Molecular function (GO): protein phosphatase activator activity
Source: RefSeq, a predicted model, not a curated record